Molecule: messenger RNA, 825 nt
Organism: Plasmodium berghei ANKA
Lineage: Eukaryota; Apicomplexa; Aconoidasida; Haemosporida; Plasmodiidae
Product: armadillo-domain containing rhoptry protein, putative
Exons: 11
Coding region: 1-825 (274 amino acids)
Molecular function (GO): protein binding
Source: RefSeq, a predicted model, not a curated record
AUGGGAAAUCGAUGUUGCACGGGAAGAGAUUUACUUUAUAAAAGCAAGCUUCAAGAGCUUGGAAUUGAGGGAUCGAAAACAAUAAGAAAAUUGUUAUCUUUUACAAACAAUGACAUUAUACGAUUCGAUAAAGCAUAUGACGAAAAUGAUGUGCAGGAAUUUGUGAAUUUGUGUUCUUCAACUUGCGAGAUUGAAAAGUUAGAGGAUAGAAUGCACCCAUGGGCUGCUGACCCCAAAACGAUAGGUGCGUUAUCAGCAACUCAAUUGGCAAUAUUGGCUAGCAAAGAAAAUGAGCCACAUUAUAAAGACGCAAUUCGUGAAUCUAACGGAAUUCCAGUUUUUAUAAACUUAUUAAAAUCACAUGAAUUAGAUAGAGUACAUGCAGCGGUUGUAGCUUUAUCGUUUUUAUCAGUUGAUAAUGUGAAAAACUGUAUAUGUAUGUUUGAGAAUGGAGCAUUACCAUAUUUGAUAACAGGAAUGAAAUCUAACAUAGAUGGAAUGAAAGCAGCUUGCGCUCAAACAUGUAGAAAUAUAUUUGUAUUAGAUAAAAAUUACAAGAAGGAAUUUCUAAAAUUGGGAGGAAUAACUCAAUUAGUCAAUUUAUUAGAAUUAUCAUCUACUGAUGAUAGCCAACCUUUAUAUACCCAGUUGGAAGCUAUUUAUCACUUGGAAGACUUUAUAUUGAAUGAUGGGGAUGAAGUUCCUCAGUUUUUAGAGGCAGUAAAGAAAUCCAAUGCCAUUAAAAAUUUAAAAGCUCUCCAACAGUGCCCUGAACAAGAUCUAGCUGAAGCUUCAAACGUUUUACUUUUAAGAUUGACCGAUUAA